UAAUAAUAAUAAUAAUAAUAAUAAUAAUAAUAAUAAUAAUAAUAAUAAUAAUAAUAAUAAUAAUAAUAAUAAUAAUAAUAAUAAUUAUAUCAAUUUGGUAGUAUAAUUCCCCUAUUAAUUUUUAUUUUGCAAUAUUUCACAAUACGCUGAUCGGAAGAAUUAUCAAUGCUUGAAAUCCAUUUUAAAAACUAAGUUAGCCUAAAUGAAGAUGAUUUGAAGUCAAACCAGCCCUUGAAACCCUUUUAUUUUGGAAUAGAUUGCUAUUCAAAGGGAAUUAUACUACCAUGUUUAGAUUGGGGUUUUUAAGAAUUCGGGAUAUUAUUUAAGAAAGCAAAUGCGUUUUUACAAAUUGUUUUAAGAACACUUUUCUUCACUCCAAAAAUUUUCAGCAACUUUUAGUAUUAAAUUAUUAAAAUUUCGACUUCACCAGAACGUCGAGCUGACCUGUCCCAACUAAACUCGUCUCCGCUCGCUGACACUCAUUCUAACAACAGCAUGCAGAAAAAAAUAUUAUGACUUCCCGUAAGUGAAUACAUUUGUGUGUAUGUAUACACCAUCAGAAAGGAAACGAGAGCACCAGUAAUUUGGGAACAAGUUUAUUAAUUUUUAAUAAUUUCUUGGAGCUUUAUAAAAGAAAAGUUUACAAAAUUCUGGGAAUUAUACUACCCUGUUGCAAAAUCUCAUACACCAAGCGGGCCAUUCAAGCCGAAACGGCAAGGGGCCCAAAGCUGUGUGUAGCGCUAGCUUGGUUCAUACAAAGCUAAACAGACCUCGCCAGGUCGUUUGCAGGGUUGUGCAUCGUAAAGCUGUUGUUUGUGGCAUGUUUUUAGGUUUAAUUAAGAAUGUUCAAGAAUUUACACUAAUCUGCGAGAUGUGGCAGAACUAAAGCCACAUACUCGACACCUGCUAACACAAUGUAACCGUUUAAUUCGAAUAUUUGAUGAAAUAGUACCCAUAUUUUAUGGUUUAUAUAUCAGGUUUAAUUUUAUUUCUUGGUGUUAGGUAUCUCUAAUAUCAAACAAAAUUAUUGUGUAAGUUACUGUCUGAUUUACCAAUUUAUUUGGCCGCACCGUGCAUUUUGUUUCCAUGAAUCUAUUGAGAUGCUUAUUGUAUGAUUUUUUGGAUGGCCGCACAGGUGCAUUUUGUUUCUUGAAUCUAUUGAGAUGCAUCAAGACUGUAUUUAUCGAUCUUGCUCAAAAUGGACCAUAAAUUUUCAAUUUGAUGCAUGUCUGUAGAAUUCAGGUCUUAUAUUGUACUCGAUUGUAUGAUUUUAUUUGGAUGGCCGCACCGUGCAUUUUGUUUCCAUGAAUCUAUUGAGACACAUAUUGUAUGAUUUUAUUGGAUGGCCGCACAGGUGCAUUUUGUUUCUUGAAUCUAUUGAGAUGCAUCAAGACUGUAUUUAUCGAUCUUGCUCAAUAUGGACCAUAAAUUUUCAAUUUGAUGCAUGUCUGUAGAAUUCAAGUCUUAUAUUGUACUAGAAUGUAUGAUUUUAUUUGGAUGGCCGCACCGUGCAUUUUGUUUCCAUGAAUCUAUUGAGAUGCUUAUUGUAUGAUUUUAUUGGAUGGCCGCACAGGUGCAUUUUGUUUCUUGAAUCUAUUAAGAUGCAUCAAGACUGUAUUUAUCGAUCUUGCUCAAAAUGGACCAUAAAUUUUCAAUUUGAUGCAUGUCUGUAGAAUUCAGGUCUUAUAUUGUACUAGAAUGUAUGAUUUUAUUUGGACGGCCGCACCGUGCAUUUUGUUUCCAUGAAUCUAUUGAGACACAUAUUGUAUGAUUUUAUUUGGACGGCCGCACCGUGCAUUUUGUUUCUCUUAGUCCAACGAGAUAUAUUAAGACUCCAUUACUUGAUAAAAAAUUUUUAUAAUAAUAAUACCCGUAAUCUGAGCACGAGAAAAAAAGUUGUGCUACGCACAUAUGAGGUAGCACAUGCGAUAUAUUUUUAUCGACUUUGUUGCAAGAAUUUAUAGGACGGAAAAAUUCGUGGAUUUUUCCACGAAAUACCGAUGCAGGAAAUUGUACGACAGGCAAAAAUUUGAGUGCCGGCGGACGAGCUAGCUAACGGCUAGUCUCAAUUAAUUGCGCACAUUUAAUGGACUGUGUUGUGUAUGGAUAAUUUUUUUUCACUGUCUACUUCGCGGGGCACUUUUACUCUACUAUCCAAGUCGGCUCUUAUAACACGACCUGUGUGUUUUGUACUAAUAAGACAAAAACUUCAGCAAAAUUUUUGUUAAAAAUGUAAUUGACACGCUUUUGUUAUGGUAAUAGGAGUUUGUUUGCCUCGUUUAAUCUAAAAGCCUGCUUAAAUAUUGCUGCAGCCCACGUGAAUUUAUACUCAAGAAAGUAUUUGUUGUUGUUUCAACCACGUUGCUAAACUUUUUAACAGUAAGAAAGUAAAGUAACUACUUAUGUCUUAUAUGAAAUUAUACUCAGAACGCAUCCUGGCGUCGAUCCAAAGGCCUAUAGCUGUUUCCACGAAAUCACGAAUUGGGUGAAUAUAUUUAAGAAACAAAUUAGUUUUGUUUCAAUCAUGUCAUUAGCCAUCUUAAGAAUAAAUAAAAUUGCCAAGUGAGCAAUUUGAGAAUUGAGAUCGGGUUUUUUUCAUUGGAUAUAAAGGGGUUCUGUGACUCUUAAAUUUUCUUUUGUGUUUAACGUUAUCUAUUAUUUUAAAUCAAUUAUUACUAUAAGUUGAGAAACAUGACUCGUUGAAUAUAAAUGUUUUCAGGUGGCCAGAUUUCUCACCAAUACGAAUGCUAUCACAGCCAGAAUUAAUUAUGAAUUAAUUUAGAGCGAAGGGUAGUAUAAUAAGAGAAGUACUGUGGAAUUUUAAAAAUGAUUCUAAUGUUGACUUCAGGUUGUACACUAAACAAGGUUUACAAUAAAUCAAACGGCAAAAAAGGCAUUGAUUGAUGCAAUUUUAUAUAUUUUGAUAUUUUAUGUAUUUUCUGUUCCUUUGGGCAAAACGCUUGUCAACAAUCCUCCAUUAGAUACAUUUCUGUUCCCGUCAUCAUGCAAUCACAUAAAACACCACAAUUUUUCAUUUUAAAUUUCUAUCCCUUUCUGAAUUAGUAAUUCUUGCUAUUAGCAUUUUGGGGUGCAUUUGUGGUAACUAUGGCUAGUAAUAUCCGUAUUCUGUCUGUGGGUGAAAACCAGGUCGUGCUAACCACGCCCAAAUAAGUGAUCCAUAAAAACACAGGCGGGAACUUACUUACUUACUUACUAUACGGAAAAGAUUUUUAGAAUCCGUAUUCUGUCUGCGCACGUGAGAAAAAGUCAUGUUACGGACAAACGAAAUAGCAAAUGCGAUAUAUUUUUAUCGACUAUACUACGUCGGGUUUUUCCCCGCGAACCUGUGGGAUUUUUGGCACACCAAAGACUAGUAUGGUCAAAAUAAUUAUUUGCGAAUGUGCACUUACACCAUUUUUUUAUCAUUUUUAUAUUUGAUUAAAUGUUUUCACAGGUCUUAUUCAAUGACAAUGACUGAACAGAUAAGUGGUAAUAUUUUUAAAAUAAAGUCCUCGGUGGUUUUUUGUAAGAAGAAAACCUUUCCUAAAAAUUUAAAUACCCUGUCUAAAUUUUCUUAUCUUUUGAUAUAUCCUCCUAGAUAAUGCAAAACACUGGAACAGUAGUCACAGUAAGCACCUACUCACCCAGCACCCCUGAUUGUAAUGAAAGAAAAUGCCAAACCAUAUAGUUAAUGUGUGCGCAAGUAUCUGGAAAAAACAUUCUAUAAAUUCUAUUAGGUUAUUCUUAUGUCAAUUGAUUUCCGUCGCCGCUACGCUGGGCUGAAUCUUUGAAAUUGCCUGAUGGAAGAUAGAGAUAUACAUAUGUAUAUGGUGGGCUCGAACCACCAACGGGGCUCGAUCCUGUAGUGAGAGAAAAGGCAAUUGCAAACUCGUCUCACUAUCGGAACGAUAGCUCAGUUGGCAGAGCAGUGGGGCGCUAACCCAAUGUUCGCUGGUUCAAAUUCCGCUCGGUCAGGUUUUCACUUUCGCCGAUAGAGAUCACCUCCGCUUCUGAAUAUUGUAUAAUGUAUAUGUGCCCGGUGCUGUGUUCUACUGCUGUUGUUCUACUACUGUUCUAUAAAUUGUAUGAUAUGUAAUACUACUGUUCUACUACUGUUCUAUAAAUUGUAUAAUGUAUAAUACUGUACCCAGAAUACACACACCUUUUAAUUUCUGCCAAUUUAAUGACCAAUCUAAAGACCAAUUAUGUAGCUAGCAAACCAGCUAGGUACACAAAAUAGUGCUUUGAUUAGAGUGCCUUCUUUUUCUUAAGGAACCAUAAACAAACAAACUUGAUCUUGCUUUGCAAUUUUUUUCCAUCGUGGCUGGUAACCUAACUCCUUCUUUGGGAAAAACAGGAGGCUAAAAAUAAGUUCCAAACGACACUUUGUGUGUCCAUUUAUAGUUUAAAGUUGCGGAAAUAGUGCCUGUAGGUAAAUAAGUGGAUGUGUUUGUCAUCUUUUAGCAACACGCUUAUUCCAAUUUAGUGCGGAAGGUCUAUCUAGGCUAAAUUGUGACGGAAAACGGUACUAUAGCUUGCCCCUCUAACCUAUGAGUAAAGUUACACUUGCCCCAUGCGCCCCUCAUUCCUAUAAAAAAGAAUAAACACCCCUGCAUUCGCAUAGAUGGCUUCAGUGUUGAACGGUGUCUUUUUAUGUCAAAUGCACCAAUCUCCAGUCCAAUAAGCGCAUUUCUACUAUGUAUGGUUGUUGAAAUAGUGCCUGCAGAUAAAUUAGUGCGUGCGGUUGUUAUCUUUUAACAACACGUUUAUUUAAAUCAGGUCCAGAAUGCAUGUAUAGGCUAAAAUGUGACGAAAAACUGUACUAUAACUUGCCCCUUUAACUUAUAAGUCUAGUCACACGUGCCCCGUGCGUCCCGUCAUUCCCCACAAAGGAUAACGAUAGGACAAACGACCCUGUAUUCUGAUGAACCGUGUCAGUGCUAAACAGUGUUUUUAUGUCAAAUGUACCAAUUUGUAGUCCGAUACGCACCUUUGCCUCCCAACCAACCCGUCCAGCAACUUAUCGCGAGCGAUUGUAAUUAUGGAAAAACAAUAAAAAGUAUAGCGUUUACAUAAGUUAUGAGUAUAGAGUUGUAUUUCGCCUCACAAGUUUGUAGCUUAGAAUUCGUGGAGACGCUAAAUAGCUUAGUAUUUAAGGAUGCGCAACCUUGAUUGCGUCCAACGAACAAAAGGUUUUCAAAUUUGAGCCUCUAUAUUGGCUAAAACGCCCGUUAAAAGAUAAAAAAUGUUUGUCCUAUGUAAUGUGUGUAAUGCCUCUUAAGUCAAAAAAGGAUGAUAUAAACUAUUAUAGGCGGUACAUAAAUAUUGGCAGUCAUUUCUUCUUUUUACUUAUUAAUUUUUUCUUUUUAUUUAUUAAUUUCUUCUAAUAAUCAUUUUUAUUUUUUAUCUAGUCAGUUGCCCUUUCUUGAGCGUCAAGCAAUAGUUAAAAGAGAAUUCAAAUCUUUAUUCCCUCCCCCUGUUUCCAGCUGUGAUCAUUCGGAAAAUUGUUAGUUAAUUUCUGUCGAUUUAGUUCAUUUAAUUAGUCAAAACAAGACAGUCCCGACAAUUAUCUUACUUAAAAUUCAAUUAUUCUCAUGAAAACGUGCUUUUUUCUGUAUAUGUCGUGACCUGUAUUUGUAAUUACAAUUGCAGUUUAAAAUAGACAAUGGAUCAAUCUAUUGCAAGCUUACUCUCCGUUAGAAAAGAUGGUUCCCCAGGAAGAACAUAUUACCUUCAUAGUUCGGACAAAGACUUGCUCAUUGGAACCUCGUAAGUCAAAAAAGAAUUUAUUAUUAUUUAAACAACAGUCCUCAUUUAACAUACAUGAGUAAAAAAACCGCAACCGCAUUUUAAUUGUAAUUGUAAUAAGCGUAAUCUAUCUACAACCCUGGACACGAUAUUUGUGGCCGUUUUUUGCUAUUUCUCGAAAUGGCACAACAGCAUGCUUUGGUCAGUCCUUUGCAUAAGCUGCAACAGUUUACUUUGCCGGGGUGUAGUAAACAACCUUAGAAAUUGCUUGUGAUUACGAUCUUCGAAGUUACGCCCGCGGAUUUUGACUGGAGCCCAAAAUAAAACAAGCAUAAUUCUCAAAACUAGGAACAAUCCGAGUCUAUAUUUUGACGAAUGACGCCAUUGUUCAUAAGCACAAUUACAGAGCUGCAUCAGCAACAAAAACAACUAAUUUUCACAUAAACACAUAAAUUCCAGAGAACUUUAAGAAAACAUUUCCAUAAAUAAGAACAAAAUAACGCUAAAUUCUGAAGUUGUGCUCUUAUACUUCUGGUUAAGAACAAAAGCCAAGAUUUCACUGAUUCUUAUAAAAAAGCGUCAUCUCCGGGGUUGGAAAUUUAUAAUAACUUUUGUAACCUCAAUUUUUUAUACAGAACUUUCUAAACAUUUUUAUAAGAAUCAGAAAUUUGCCUUUAGCUGUUUUUUCACAUGGUUAAGGUGGGUUUAUACUUAUUUUGUUUUCCUAUCUUAAGCAUUUUUUAUUCAUUUUACAGUACAUAACAAAUCCUCGCAGUCCGAAAGGUCAAUUGAUCCCGCAAAAAAUAAAUUUACCACGGAAGAUUUGCCCAUGUUUUUUUUUGUUUUUAGGAAGAAAGAAAAAUUCAGUAAAAUUGUGCCUUCAAAUUGUUUUUAUUUCUCUCUUUUUCUCCAAACAAUCUCAGCCUCGUGUAUGGUCUUACUAAAACCCUUUUAAUUUCACAAUGACUAAAAGCUUUUGUGUUUUUAUGUUUUGUUUUGAAUAAUUGUUGGUACGAGUAAAAAAAUUAUGAUUACCUUUCUUCCAUAGUCCUAAAGCGAACAUCCAGAUAAGCGAGGCAACAUAUGAAAAUAUUGACACAUACCAUUGUAAUUUGUCGUUAGAAGAUAACGCGUAUAUUUUACGUAUUACCACGGAAAUUUUUCCAACGUUUAUCAAUGGAGAUGAAGUCGCGUGUGCAACACCAUUGAAACAUGGCGAUGUGAUUUCAGUAGGAGAUAAGAAGUUUAAAUUCUUUUAUAGCAGAGAUAAAAAAUUUGAUAUACCUCUCGAUGAAUUGAAAUAUCUAAUGGAUACGUUAGAACCGGAGAUACACAUGAUCAUGUCGGGAAAGACUGCGACUGAUAGAUAUACACUGUACAUAAAUGGUGGCGAUGAUAGACACUCUCUGGAUACCAACAAUGGUUUGAACUACUUCUCAGAUGGGAUGGUAGAAUAUGUUACUGGCAAAUUAAUCACUUGGUUUUCUAGCCCCAAGUUCUUUGACGGUGUUAUGAAAGUCUUGUUGCCAGACACCCUGGUUUUAGUGUUAAGCAAGAUUCAAAACAUCAGUUUUAAAAAGGCGUUGACCCUAACUUUAGAUGAAGAAAGCUUCGCAAGUGCUUUAUCUGUAGAAGAAAAUGAAGAUAAUUCAUCCCUUGUGUCACUUACUACAACUGAAAAACAGUCCAUGUCAGAAACAACAAAUGCAACACCGGUGCACUGCCCAAGCUCCCCAGACGUACUAAUUGGAAAAGACGGGAUUGACUUUGAUUCCCCGAUCGUUGUUAGUAAGGGAAUUGAGCCAAAGACAAAUCGCAUAAAAUCAAAAGACGAAGAGAGAAAAAGGAAAAAAAGAAAAGCUGAGGAGGAGAUUGAGGAUCUAAGAAAACGGUUGCGUAGGGCUGAAAGGGCGGCAGAGAAGGAGUUUAUGGACGUAAGCAGCGAAAAAGAAAUUUGUCACGAGGAAGCAGAAGGUGAGGAAAGGGUGAAGAAUGACCUUAAGUAUAAGGAAAAGAAACUUAAGGAAAAAAGAAAAAGGGAAAGGUUGAGAAAAAAAGUUAGAGCAAAUUUAGAAUUGUACUUGCCUUCACACGAUACCGUCAAGCCAAGUCAUGUUAAGAAGAAGAGAAAGUUUGAAAUGAAAUGUAUUGAGUGCGGUGAGGUCAUGAAAAGCGAUAGUUUGGCUGGUCAUUUAGUUACUAUACAUAAGUAUAGCAGUGACACAGCUCGCAUGAAAGAAAGUGAACUCAGAGUAAUGUUUUUAUGGGCCUCAAAAGAAAAGCAUGGGAGUGAGAAGCCUUUGCCAUGUGUGAUCUGCAAUAAAUGGCAUAUGCUGCUAAGAAACCAUUUAAGGUAUAAGCACAAGGAUUUGCAGAAUGAAGACAUCAAUAAAAUUGUGGAAAGUGCAAGGAAAGAGUACUGGUGCACAGCUAAACUUGCUGAAACCGCGAAGAAAGGAGGAGUAAAACAUUUAGAACCUGAAAAUGAUGAGAUCAGCAAAAGAAGCAAAGACCGAUUUCAGGCCAAUUUAUAUAAAGGACCAGCUGCCUCUUAUGCUCCGAAAAAUUCUUUUAUUUUGACAGAAUUCGAUAGGCAAUUAUGGAAUUUAAAGGAAAAAGACUUUUUUAAUUUUUAUUAUAAAGACCAAGCAUUUCUGAUGAAGGCCUUCGAAGAAGAUUUAGUGGCAAAUGGUAGUUCAGAACGGCAAGCAAAACAACAUUGCCAAUAUGUUGAAUACAUAUGGGAUAUAGUUGACCCCAGUAGAACAAUGUUCCCUCUUCAUGCAUUUUCUAACCCAAUUUGUAUUGAGGACAACUACCAUCGAUUGUCUCUGGAACUUGUUGGAAAAGGAGGGGUUGAGGCAAAUACAUUGCGCACUAGAUUUUCUUCCUUGCGGCAUUUUCUGAAGUUUCUGAGACGUCGUCAUAUCUAUGCAGGCCUUACAAGAGAGCAUUUUCGUCUUCUGGAGGAAUCAAUCGAAGACUGGAAUAUUAGAUUACGCCUUCUUAUAAAGCAAAGGAAGGUCAAUCUGAGACGUUUGAAGACACGGCACUUGUUAACGGUUAGCACAUGA
Messenger RNA from Hydractinia symbiolongicarpus, 8822 nucleotides. RefSeq lists its product as uncharacterized. NCBI's taxonomy places the organism in Eukaryota, Metazoa, Cnidaria, Hydrozoa, Anthoathecata, Hydractiniidae. Bases 7056 to 8822 code for a protein of 588 amino acids. The record is from RefSeq and is a predicted model, not a curated record. The transcript is spliced from 12 exons.